Messenger RNA from Medicago truncatula (barrel medic), 1568 nucleotides. Its product is annotated as scopoletin glucosyltransferase. The record is from RefSeq and is a predicted model, not a curated record. The coding region runs from base 41 to 1510 and encodes 489 amino acids. Gene Ontology annotation, molecular function: UDP-glucosyltransferase activity. Lineage: Eukaryota; Viridiplantae; Streptophyta; Magnoliopsida; Fabales; Fabaceae. The transcript has a single exon.
UUAUACCUCAUUGUGAGCAAAAAAAUCACAAGUGAGAAAUAUGGACAGUCAAUCCAAUCCUUUACACAUAUUAGUUUUCCCUUUCAUGGGCCAUGGCCAUACAAUACCUACCAUUGAUAUGGCCAAACUAUUUGCUUCAAAAGGUGUUAGGGUUACCAUAGUCACCACACCCCUCAACAAACCUCCCAUCUCCAAAGCCCUAGAACAAUCCAAAAUCCAUUUUAACAAUAUAGAUAUUCAAACCAUCAAGUUCCCUUGUGUAGAGGCAGGUUUACCUGAAGGAUGUGAGAAUGUUGAUUCAAUCCCUUCAGUUUCCUUUGUUCCUGCAUUCUUUGCUGCUAUUAGAUUGCUACAACAACCCUUUGAAGAACUAUUGCUUCAGCAAAAACCACAUUGUGUUGUUGCUGAUAUGUUCUUUCCAUGGGCAACCGAUUCGGCUGCAAAAUUUGGAAUUCCUAGGAUUGUGUUCCAUGGCACUAGUUUCUUUUCAUUGUGUGCUUCUCAAUGCAUGAAGAAAUAUCAACCUUACAAAAAUGUUUCUUCUGACACUGACCUAUUUGAGAUUACCGAUCUUCCCGGUAAUAUCAAAAUGACAAGGUUGCAGCUGCCAAAUACACUCACCGAAAACGAUCCCAUAAGCCAAAGCUUUGCCAAAUUAUUUGAGGAAAUUAAGGAUUCGGAGGUGAGGAGUUACGGAGUUAUUGUUAAUAGCUUCUAUGAGCUCGAGAAUGUUUAUGCAGAUUAUUAUAGAGAGGUACUUGGAAUAAAAGAAUGGCAUAUAGGUCCAUUCUCAAUUCACAAUAGAAAUAAGGAGGAAGAAAUACCAUCGUACCGAGGAAAAGAAGCAUCUAUUGACAAACACGAGUGUCUAAAGUGGCUUGACACAAAAAAUAUCAACUCAGUUGUUUACAUGUGUUUUGGAAGUAUGACACACUUCCUUAACUCUCAGCUUAAGGAAAUUGCUAUGGGACUCGAAGCAUCAGGGCAUAAUUUUAUUUGGGUUGUGAGGACACAGACAGAAGAUGGAGAUGAAUGGCUACCUGAAGGAUUCGAGGAAAGAACGGAAGGAAAAGGACUAAUUAUAAGAGGUUGGUCUCCACAAGUGAUGAUUCUUGAACAUGAAGCAAUCGGGGCAUUUGUGACGCAUUGCGGAUGGAAUUCGGUUUUAGAAGGAGUGGUAGCUGGAGUACCUAUGAUUACUUGGCCUGUGGCGGCCGAGCAAUUUUACAAUGAGAAGUUGGUCACUGAGGUACUUAAAACUGGUGUACCUGUUGGAGUUAAAAAGUGGGUUAUGAAGGUUGGGGAUAAUGUUGAAUGGGAUGCAGUGGAGAAGGCUGUGAAGAGGGUUAUGGAAGGGGAAGAAGCAUAUGAAAUGAGGAACAAAGCAAAAAUGCUUGCAGAAAUGGCAAAGAAAGCUGUGGAAGAAGAUGGAUCAUCUUACUCACAGUUGAAUGCCUUAAUUGAGGAGCUGCGUUCACUAUCUCACCACCAACACAUCUCACAAGAAUAAUAUGCAUGUCUAGUCUAGAAUAAAGCAACAUAGUAUUAUGACAAAUUUAACAUUUGCU